Messenger RNA from Sceloporus undulatus (fence lizard), 1332 nucleotides. Its product is annotated as carboxypeptidase A1-like. Gene Ontology annotation, biological process: proteolysis. The record is from RefSeq and is a predicted model, not a curated record. Bases 9 to 1268 code for a protein of 419 amino acids. NCBI's taxonomy places the organism in Eukaryota, Metazoa, Chordata, Lepidosauria, Squamata, Phrynosomatidae. Gene Ontology annotation, molecular function: zinc ion binding; metallocarboxypeptidase activity. The transcript has 11 exons.
UGGUGAAGAUGAGGGGCCUCUUGGUGUUUGCUUCUCUCCUGGCGGUUGCCUUGAGCACCGAGACCUUUGUUGGUCACCAGGUCCUAAGGAUCUUUGCUGCUGAUGAGUUCCAAAUGGAGAAAGUGAAGGAGUUGGAAGCACUUGAGAAUCUUCAGCUGGACUUCUGGCGAGAUCCCUCUCAUCCUGAGAUCCCCAUCGAUGUCCGUGUCCCUUUCUCCAGCCUCCAAGGGGUCAAAGUCUUCCUGGAGUCCAAUGGCAUCCAAUACUCCAUCAUGAUUGAAGAUCUUCAGUCACUGGUCGAUGAAGAAAAGCUCUACAUGUCACGUCGACACUUUAUGCCCCGAUCAGUCGAGACCUUUAACUAUGCUUCAUACCACAAUAUAGAUGAGAUCUACGAUUUCAUGGACCUUCUAGUGAGUGAAAAUCCCGGAGUGGUCAGUAAAAUCCAGAUUGGCAAAAGUUUCGAGGGCCGCCCAAUCAACAUUUUGAAGUUCAGCACCGGGGGAACCAACCGGCCGGCCAUUUGGAUUGACACCGGCAUUCACUCUCGCGAAUGGGUCACUCAGGCCAGCGGGGUCUACUUUGCAAAGAAGAUUCUCGACUCGUACGGAAAAGACCCUUCCCUGACUUCCAUCCUUGACAACUUUGAUAUCUUCUUAGAAAUCAUCACCAACCCAGAUGGGUUUGCCUUCACUCACAGCAAGAACCGCAUGUGGCGGAAGACCAGGUCGAUCAACAGUGGGUCCUCCUGCGUUGGCGUAGACCCCAACCGGAACUGGGAUGCAGGUUUUGGAGUGGCUGGCUCCAGCAGCAGCCCUUGCUCUGAAACGUACCGCGGACCGUAUGCCAACUCUGAGCCGGAGGUUAAAGCCAUCGUUGACUUUGUGAAAAGCCAUGGCAACAUCAAAGCCUUCAUCUCCAUCCAUAGUUACUCCCAACUCCUCCUCUAUCCUUUUGGAUAUAAGAGAAAUGCUGCAGCUGAUCAGCCAGAACUUGAUGCUCUUGCUAAGAAGGCAGUCGAUGCACUUGCUUCCCUGCAUGGGACCAAGUACAAGUACGGUAGCAUCAUCACCACCAUCUAUCAAGCAAGUGGAGGAACUAUCGACUGGACCUACGAGCAAGGCAUUAAGUACUCUUAUACUUUUGAGCUGAGAGAUACAGGCCGCUACGGAUUCCUGCUCCCUGCCAGUCAAAUCAUUCCUACUGCUGAAGAGACCUGGUUGGCCCUCAUGGUCAUCAUGGAACACACACGGGAUCAUCCCUAUUAAACCUCAGCAAAGGCCCCUGUCUUCUAGAGGCAGCCCAUUUCUCCAAAGUACACAAUCUUCCUCA